AUGUCACAACCAAUCCAUGACGAGUUCGUGGUGGAAACUCAUGAGCCUUCUGCUAGACGCUCCAGGUUCUGUGGCCUACGCGACUUCUGCGAUCUGGCUGAUUUAUGGAUCUCUGCAUCGCGCUUCGGACACUUCUUCCACCUCGGUGGCAGCGGCCAUCCCAAGGAGAUUGUAACCUCGUCGGUCUUCCGGGAGAUUCGUGCUGGGCUGACCACCUUUGCCACCAUGGCAUACAUCAUCGCGGUCAAUGCACACAAGGCUUCCAUGCUCUCCCAGACUGGCGGCACAUGCGAAUGCACACUAGUUGACAGACACCAAUGCGAUACCCUCCCAGCGUUUGCAGCCUGUAAAGAAGAGGUGCGACGCGACCUAGUAACGGCCACAGCUGCUAUUGCCGGCAUGGCAUCUGUCGUCUUCGGAUUGCUUACGAAUCUUCCGGUCGCCAUUGCCCCCGGCAUGGGCCUCAAUGCGUACUUUGCAUUCCAGGUCGUAGGUGUCAACGGCACAGGCUCUAUUCCGUAUCGCACCGCCCUGACGGCCAUCUUCAUCGAAGGCUUCAUCUUCAUCUUCCUCGCGUUGACAGGCAUGCGGCAAUGGCUCGUCAAGAUUAUCCCCGCCACGCUCAAGACCGCGACCGGCGUGGGCAUCGGGUUUCUUCUGACCGAGGUCGGCCUCUCGUAUGCUUCUGGCAUCGGCGCCAUUACAGGUGGAGGUGGUGGCUCACCGCUCACUCUGGGAGGUUGUCCAUCGGAGCUUCUCGAUCCUGACAGCGGCAUGUGCACGUCCGGCGUCAUGACAAAUCCCAAGCUCUGGCUUGCUGUUCUCUGCGGUGGUAUAUUCACUGCUUUCCUGAUGGCAUACCGGGUCAAAUAUGCACUAGUCAUCGGUAUUGCCUUGAUCUCUGUCAUCUCUUGGCCGUACGUUCUCUCUCAUUUCCAAGGCACGCCCCAUCCCCAACUAACAAUUUCCAGUCGCAACACUGCCGUCACGUACUUUCCCGACACCGUGGAAGGCAACUCGCGCUUUGAGUUUUUCAAGCAGGUCGUCGCGUGGCACCCGCUGACCCGCAUAACAAACCAGCUCGAGUGGGACAUCCAGGCAAGCGGCUCGCACUUUGCUCUGGCACUCUUUACCUUUCUGUACGUGGACAUCAUCGAUGCCACGGCCACGCUGUACUCCAUGGUGCGCUUCUGCGGCGUCGUCGACAAGGAUGGCGACUUUCCCCGCUCAACCAUUGCCUACUGCACUGACGCUGCCUUCAUCUCCAUCGCCGCGCUCCUGGGCUGUUCACCCGUCACGGCCUUUAUCGAGAGUGGUGCAGGAAUUGCCGAGGGCGGGCGUACUGGGUUGACGUCCAUUGUCACAGGUCUGUGCUUCCUCGUGGCCGUCUUCUUUGCGCCGAUCUUCGCCUCCAUCCCGCCAUGGGCCACGGGCUGCACUUUGGUUCUGGUUGGUUGUAUGAUGAUUCGACAAAUCACGCAGAUCAAUUGGCGCUACAUUGGUGACGUUCUUCCGUCAUUUGUCGUGAUGACAUUCAUCCCGUUCAGCUACAGCGUCGCCUACGGGCUCAUUGCCGGUAUCUUCGUCUACACCACGCUCAACGGGCUCAUCGGUGCCGUGGUUUACAUCUCGGGCGGCCGCUUAGAGCCUCGCGAAUAUGAGCUCAAGGAGUACUGGAGCUGGAAAGGCAGCGGGCAGCCUCCAUGGUUCGUCCGCGCCGUCCAGAAGCGCCGCAGGAAGACGGCCCGCGACGUGACCACACCCGCUGGCGGGUCCGAGUUUCGCUCGCCGCAGCAGGAGCGCGUGGUAUCCUUUACAGGCGACUCGCCCGGCCGGUCCUCCACAAAGGGUGGUUCCGCUACGGUGACUGAGCAGCCGAUCCUGUCGCGGCCAACUCCAGAGCAAAUGACUCGCAUGCCUUGA
Cordyceps militaris CM01 is the source of this 1923-nucleotide messenger RNA. Its product is annotated as purine transporter. The record is from RefSeq and is a predicted model, not a curated record. Gene Ontology annotation, biological process: transmembrane transport. Lineage: Eukaryota; Fungi; Ascomycota; Sordariomycetes; Hypocreales; Cordycipitaceae. The transcript has 8 exons. Bases 1 to 1923 code for a protein of 640 amino acids. Gene Ontology annotation, cellular component: plasma membrane. Gene Ontology annotation, molecular function: purine nucleobase transmembrane transporter activity.